This is a messenger RNA of Hypanus sabinus (Atlantic stingray), 3455 nucleotides long. It is a transcript of the gene ppm1da, whose product is annotated as protein phosphatase, Mg2+/Mn2+ dependent, 1Da. The record is from RefSeq and is a predicted model, not a curated record. Gene Ontology annotation, cellular component: cytosol; nucleus. Gene Ontology annotation, biological process: protein dephosphorylation. Bases 88 to 1644 code for a protein of 518 amino acids. Gene Ontology annotation, molecular function: cation binding; mitogen-activated protein kinase binding; protein serine/threonine phosphatase activity. The transcript is spliced from 6 exons. Lineage: Eukaryota; Metazoa; Chordata; Chondrichthyes; Myliobatiformes; Dasyatidae.
GUGUCUGGCGACGUUCCGGGCAUGCCCAAACAGCCUUGGAGGUAAACAAUAACCCGGCGGCGGCGGAGAGGCGGCGGCACCGCGGGGAUGGCGGCCCAGAGUCUGUUCUCGCUGCGGGUCAGCGUGCACUCGGACCAGGGUGGCAGGAAAUACAUGGAGGACGUGACCCAGGUGGUGAUCGAGCCCGAACCCGAGCCCGGGGAAGCCGAGAGCGGCGAGGAGGAAGACGGCGGGGUGCAGGGCCCGCGACACCGGCGCCGGCCCGGAGUAGCCUUUUUCGCCGUGUUUGACGGUCACGGCGGGCGGGAAGCGGCGUUGUUUGCUCGCGACAACCUCUGGAAGUGCAUCAAAAAGCAGCGCGGCUUCUUGUCCGAGGAUCCCGAGGAGUUCCGUGCCGCCAUCCGCAAGGGGUUCAUCGCCUGUCACUACGCUAUGUGGAAGAAGCUCCCUGACUGGCCAAAGACCCUGACUGGUCUGCCCAGCACUUCAGGCACCACUGCCAGCGUUGUCAUCAUCUGUCGGGACAAGAUGUACGUAGCACACGUGGGUGACUCUGGUGUAGUGCUGGGGGCACAGGACAGCCCAGCCCUGGGUCAGGGCCAGAGUGAGGGCACCGUCCAGGCCCUGGAGGUGACACAGGAUCACAAGCCUGAACUUCCCAAGGAGAAGGAGAGGAUCGAGGGACUUGGCGGCAGUGUCAUUAACAAGUCAGGAGUGAACCGUGUGGUGUGGAAGCGGCCUCGACUCACCCACAACGGCCCCGUGCGGAGGAGCACCGUUAUUGACCAGAUACCUUUCCUCGCAGUGGCCCGGGCGCUGGGGGAUCUAUGGAGUUACGACUUCUACAGUGGUGAGUUUGUGGUCUCUCCAGAACCGGACACAAGUGUUCACACCAUCAACUGUCGGGACCACAGGUACAUUAUACUCGGCUCUGACGGGCUGUGGAACAUGAUCCCCGCUCAGGAUGCUGUCACCAUAUGCCAUGACAACGAGGACAGGAAACGAUUACUGGAGGAGGCCGGACCAGCAAGUGCCAGGCUCCUGGUGAACCGGGCACUGGGCCGGUGGCGACAGCGUAUGCUGAGGGCCGACAACACCAGUGCCGUGGUGAUCUGCAUCGAGCCGCCUGCGCACGACUGCCGGCCCCUCGGCCCUGAAGAGCUGCGGCUCGAGCUGCACAGUGGACCCCCCCACCGCACCAAGGAGAGCAGGCCGCGGACGCCAUCGCCGUGCGUCUCCUCCCCACUGAAGGCCACUGGCCAGUUGUCACCGCCCUGGUUCUGCGCUGGUUUUGUCCCUGUGCUGGCGAGGAGAGAGAGCCGGUGUGGCGGGGCGAGCCCGUCCCCUGUGGUCGCCGCGACAAUCGAGAAUCGGGGGAGGGAGCCGAUACCGGGCUGGAGCCCUCAAGCCGGUGGCGGAGGGCUGAAGCGGACACUCGAGGAGCUGAAUGGGACGGCGCCCGGCUCGGCCAAGAGACUGAAGGGAAGGGGUGGCCGAGGGUCGGUGGGGGGUGCGGCCCCCACCCCUACCCCUCCCCGCCGACGCCAUUCGGAGAAACCGGCAACCCGCAGGAGCCUGAGGGGUCAGCGCCGCCUGAGGAACGCACUUCUGCCCCAGCACAGGAAGACCAUUUGUGUGUGCUGACGGUUGGAGGGAGGGACAGGGGUCAGUGGGGGGAAAGAAAGGUAAAUAAUUAUUUUAAAGUCUGUACAGAAAAUCAAAAUCAAGAUGAUCCACGAGAGUGCUGAGGCUUUGUACUGUUGGUUUGUGAAGGGGCAAGACUCCUGCUAGAACUUUGUCUCCCACCUCCGCCACUUCCCCCAUCCCUCCCCUCCUGCCCCCUUCGUUCAAGCAUCAUCCUCCCCUCCUCGCUUUACCUCGGCUUCCCUGUCACUCGCCUUCCCAUUGUCAGCUCAGUCUCCUCACUCUUCCCUGCCUCCCUCCAGCUCUCCCUUGUACCUCUACACUCCCACACUCUCGCAUUCUCACCUACCUGCUGCCCUCUCCCUCAUCUCCUUCCUGCCCUCCCUUCCCUUACGAUGUUUAGGAAUUGCCUUUAUUUGGCCGCCCUCUCUGUUCCUUGUCGUCUCGAGGCUGCCCGGCUGUCGCCUCUGCUUCCCUCGCUUGGUUCAGCUCGGAGUUGGAAACGGUUCCUAUACUAGCUCAGCUGAUGGGAGAUCAGCUCCUUCCACCAUUCCACCCACAUACCAGGCAGGUGGGCAGGCAAUGCCUCCUGCAGACAUCGAAUCAAAGCUCCUGGGCCCAGCUACCCCUCUGUGUUAGGAACCGCACCUGCCACUUGACUGUGACCAUUUGCUGAAUUUCGUAAGACAGUGUGGGAUGGGUUGUGGGGAGUUGCCCUCCCGUCAACUGUUAGCCCUCAUCUCACUUCCCCUCUCCCAUCUGAUCCUGAACCACAGCUUUUCAUUUGAUGAAUAAUCUGUUUUAACCCCUUUCUGCUUUACUCCUGUUAUAAAAUAACAGAAAUUUUUGCAGGAAGCCAGUCAUCUUUGCACAGCAAAUUAAAUUGCCAUUGGGUCUGGGGGUAUUAGGACUCACAAUAAGGGGAGUCAUUACAUACCCCUGCCUUCCUUUGUGAGGCUUAUUGGCUGGGACUGCCUUUAACCAGUUUGAGAUUUCUCUGGUGUGCCAUUCACUGAGUUCGUCUUUUCAGGUAGCAGUUCCAAUACGGCCCUGUUUUGGUUUGGUUAAGGUGUGUGUCUCUUUGUGUUUGUGACAGUGUGAGAGGAGAAUGAUAUGCGUGUAUGCGCGUGCAUGUGCGUUUGCCUGUGUACAUGAAUGUGUGCUACAUACUUGAGAGGUGUGUAUGUGUCUGCGUAUAUUUGUGUGUGUGUGCACGUCUGCGUGCUCCCAUGUCUGUGCAUGCAUCCUGUCAGAAAAUGCCCAGGCACCUUGUGUGUGACUCUUCCACACGUAUGGCACAGGAGCUGUCUGCCACGACUGCUAUGCAGCCUGGCUGUGGGACCGCUGCCCCUUACUGUCUGACCAAUCGCUGGCCAACCUGCGCCGGAGGGUGGUGGGAGUGAGCGUACCCGGUGCUGGUACUCUCCAACCGGCUGGGCCGCUGAGCCCUCCUCCUCACUUGCCGCAGGCCUCCUGGGGUGACCAAACGAUCAUGUUUCUGUGUGACCCGACUGAACCAUCUCCUGUCCCUAAUCCAGAGCUUAUCUUCCUAAUGAAGGUGCGGUGACUAAGAGGAAAUGAAUCUUCUGGGGUCCCUUUUUGUGCCACUUGCUGGAUCCUCCUUUAUCACUGAGGGAGUUUUACCCCCAACUCCUUACACUGAUGGUGCUGCUACAUUUACAGAGGGGAGUUUUACUAAUUUUGUAUUAAUAUAUAUAUGUGUAUAGAUAUAUAUAUAUUUGAAAGCUCUGUUUCCAAGUAUUAGUCUCUCAUUAUUCUACUGUUUGCUAAAUAAAAUAAUGCCUCUCUUA